Drosophila gunungcola (fruit fly) is the source of this 5252-nucleotide messenger RNA. RefSeq names its product menin (gene Mnn1). Gene Ontology annotation, biological process: negative regulation of cell cycle; regulation of transcription by RNA polymerase II; negative regulation of cell population proliferation. Gene Ontology annotation, cellular component: histone methyltransferase complex; chromatin; nucleus. Lineage: Eukaryota; Metazoa; Arthropoda; Insecta; Diptera; Drosophilidae. The record is from RefSeq and is a predicted model, not a curated record. Gene Ontology annotation, molecular function: transcription cis-regulatory region binding; Y-form DNA binding; chromatin binding.
CCGUAUGGACACGUGCAGGUUAUGCAACACUGGCGCAGAGAGGUAAACACAACAACGCAAUAUUUCGUCGGAAUUUCACCUGGUUCUUGUUGUUACCAGUCCUGCCGCGCAAUAAGCCUAUCCCAUUGGUGCCAAAAUAGGCGCAGAUAAUGCCCAAGUCAAAAUAAAAUCGAGUGCGAUGCGAUAAUCCGGGAAUUCGGGCGGCAAACGGGAACUGCGUGUCAAGUGGAAAAUAUGUAAAUCGGAGGGUGGCGGGUCGACAAAAAAAAAAACAAAAACACGAAACCGAAAAGCAGCAACAACAAAAGUGAGUGAAAGAAAGGUGCGAGAAAUUCACCUGCCCCCGUGAGCCGAUUAAUUGAUGACGUGGACGUGGACGAAGGACGCAGGGCCCACAGGAUAUAUACAUAUUUUUGCAGUGCACAUGCAUGUUGCACACACGCAUGUACUCACAUCUAUUCAGAAAACCAGUUGUUAUUGUUGUUGCUGCAAAUGAGAAGUGCAAGUGAAGCAGCAACAGAAAUCCUGCUCUUAAAAGUACAAAGCGAAGAAAAGGAGAAAAUAUAUAAGCGGAAAAAGGGCCAAGAAGGUGCGACAACGACAAAAAGUUGUUUGUCAACUUGUUGCCAAUGUUGCAGCCACAAACUGGCUGGCUGUACAAACAGCAGCAGCAGCAGCAACAAAAACCCUGCAUUCUGCAUCGGGCAAAACCAGGCGAAAGUCCCAGGCCAUCAGCAGGAUAAUAAGGAGCUUAAAAACGGAGCAGGUGGAAAAAGGCCCAAACUUGCCAUUUGGAUGAGCUUGUCAGCGCUAACGUUUUGUGGCCGUUUUCAAAUAUUGGUUCUUAUUUCUGUCAAAGCUCAACAAUUGCGGCCUAGAAACAGUUGGAAAAUAAAUGAAUCUAUUUGGUAAGGUAUAUAGGACAUAAGGGGUCACGAACGGACCCUAGAUUUCUCGCGCAUUCUGUAAAAAACUUGGACUUAUUAGAACUGGCAGAACAUCAUAAAACACGUCGCGGGAUUAUAACUAAUCGUUAAAAGCACUUUAUCCAUUAAAAAGAACGAGGCAACUAGUUUUGGUAUUGCAUUUCGAGGUCUUUAGGUCCUGCACGUUAUUGCAACCAUGUCCACGAUUACUAGAAGCGCCAGUGCUAGUCCCAUGGCGCUCAAUGGCGUUAUCGAUGCCAGCCUGUUCCCUCUGAAGUCCACGGCCGAUGUGGUAAAUCUGUUUCGUCGCGCCCUAACCUCUGGAAUCGAGCCCGACCUCACCCUGCUCUCUAUUGUGGUUGGCUACAUCGAGCUGUCUUUGACGACUGGAGAGGCUGCUGCGCAGGCCGCUCAAGCAGCCGCUGCCGCUGCCGCUGCCGCAGCAGGGGACAUCAGUCAAGCGGCGACAGGCGGAACCGACGUCAUAAUGGGCGUCCCCUUUCCGGUAGUGACUCAUGAGCUGAUCGCUGGGCUGUAAAAGUUCCAGACGAUCCUGUCGGUGGUGGAGAAGCCAAAGCCCCACCGCCAGGCCACCCGCGAGGUGAUCAAGAAAGUAUCUGACGUGAUCUGGAACUCGCUAAUCCGCAGCAGCUACAAGGAUCGGGCACAUCUGCAGAACCUCUACAGCUAUCUGUUCGGAAACAAAUUGGACUGUUUCGGCGUAGCCCUAGCAGUGGUUGCGGGUUGCCAGUUGCUCGGCUACAAAGACGUAAGAUUGGCCAUCUCAGAAGAUCAUGCCUGGGUGGUAUUUGGCCAGAAGCGGGUGGAGACCAUCGAGGUGACAUGGCACGGCAAGGGCAGCGAGGAUAAGCGGGGGCAGGACAUUCGCCCGGGAAUUGAGUCCGGAUCGUGGCUAUAUUUAGGUGGCCUGGCGGUGAUUUGCGAGCGUGGUAUGGAAGUGGCGGCCAUCUGUGCGGCUCUUAACAUCUCGUUGACCUCGAACAGCGACUGCGUGGAGGUGGCCGAGCUCCAGCAACAACUGCUGUGGUUGCUGUAUGACUUGGGACACCUGAAGCGCUAUCCGAUGGCUCUGGGUACUCUUGGUGAGCUGGAAGAGAUCCAUCGAACGCAUUCGAGCAUCAGUUGCGAGCAGCUUUACCGCGAAGCCAUAGAGUCGGCGAGGACUCACUACCGGAACCAUCACGUGUACCCGUAUACCUACCAGGGGAACUACUACAACCGAUUGCUUAAGUACAGGGACGCUUUUGCCGCAUGGGCAAAUGCGGCGGAUGUGAUCCGUUUGUACACGUACCAGUGCCGGGAUGACGAGGAGAUCUACAAAGAGCUUCUGGACAUUGCGAACGAGCUGAUACCCUAUGUGAUGAAAACCGAGAGUUCGGGCCACUCGGCGAGAAGUAUUCUUCGAGACUCCGAGGUCUUCGCAAAUCUACUGCGCUUCUACGACGGCAUCUGCCAAUGGGAGGAGGACAGCUUAACGCCCAUCCUGCAUAUUGGUUGGGCCAAACCGCUGGUGAAUAAUAUCACCAAGUUUGACUAUGACAUACGAUCCCAGGUGGUCAUUAAAUUGCCAGAGGAUCUGGAGGCGGAACAAGCAAAGGCGGAGCAGGCCCGCGGUGAACAGGAAGCUAGGGAAGCUAAGGACUCUAAGGAAGCUACGGGAUCUGAGGCUUUGGAGGGAAAUAACAAUACGCUGCUGAAAAAGGAAGAGAAAUCAAAAAACUCGGAGCUACCAACAACUUUGGCCGACUUAACUGCAGCGUGCGGCGAGAAGAUUCUGAAUCCAGACUUCCUGCUCCAGGGCGGAGGUCAACCCUUUGCCGAUCAGAAGCAACAACCUUCUGUCGGGGAAUCCGAUGUCCCAGAGCUCAGUAAUAACAACAAUAAUACCAACAGCAGUAACAACAACCAUAGUUCCGAUAAAAAGGAGGCUCCAGUUAGCACAACAAGAGCAAGCAAUGGCAGUGUAACCUUAGUCCAGUUGCCUGUUUCUAGCGAGGCCAGUAACACUGGCCAAGCACAAUCCAUUCAUCAACCACUUACCCAACUGGGGAAACCACAGCACAAAGAAGCUAAAAAUGAGGAUGCAAGUGACGAUUAUGACCCCUUCGAGAUAAUGCUUAAAAGGCCAGUAAUCACUUUGUACAGCCAGAAGAUGAAGGGUCUGAAGGAUCUUUUGCUGGCCGAAAAGCUCAACACUCAUGCGAUUUCUCUUCAAGUCACCGCCCAGUCGGUGGCCUCCCGAAAAGUUCGAGGGGUGGAAAAGCAAUCGGCCACAAUUUCAGCCACCAUAACAGCAAUUUCGUCGAGUUCUGGGGACGGGGCUCAUAGUGGAGUCACUGGUGGAGGUGGCAGUGGCUCUGGAGGUAGUGGAGGAGCAUCCAUGGCAUUAUCGUCGCCAGGAGGAGAUUCGAUUGCCGCCUCACGUCCAAAGAGAACUCGUCGCGAGUAAUUCUCGUUGUUGUGUAAUACGUAUUGAAACAUUUUUAUUAGUCAUGUGUGCAAAUUGAGGUGGCUCAAUUUUUUUUUGGGAACAGUUAUAGAACCGGAUGUAGUUUGUUGGCAGCUUUGUUUGACAAGCGUGUUCUUAGGCACAUUAAAGCUUAAACAUUUUUUAGGAAUACCACCAUUUUAAAAGCUGAAAACGAAAAGUACUACAUGGUUAAGGUCUAUGUACCCAUGAACGAAAUUUCGUAAACUAUAAAAUACUUUUCGGCAGUUUUCCGCCAAAAAAACUUCGAGCCACCCCAGUAUCCGUGCAUAUAAAUAUAUAUAUGCUAUCAUAUUUUUGAUGUUCGAUGUGUAUUUAUGUAGUUCGUAAGCGCGAGACGAAACAAAAAUGUAAGCCGUUAGAGAACGCCUAGCGUUUUAAAAGUAAAUAUAAACAGUGAAACACACACAGACAUGUCCCAACAACGCUAAGCUAUGCUAAGUAUUUAUAACAUAUUUUUAGCUGUUAUACUUUUUCUCAAUGUAUUUAUUGUUAGAACUAUGUAUUUCCCCUCCAGCAUGUUUGAAUUUUUUUUUUAAAUUAUUGUUUAAGCGUAACUUAUUUGGUGCUCUUUUUUAAAAUCGAAAGCAGAAAAUCGGUUCUAUAUUUAAUUUCAAUCACUUUUAUAUAUAAACCUUAAACGUGACUGAAAUCAAAAAUGGUAACACAACUGCUUAUGUACUUGUAUUUACUUUAAAGCAUUUUAUUGAGGCUAAGCUGUUUGAUUUUAUUCUAUUUAAACAUAUAUCCUGAACUAUUUUGUAAGUCAAUAAUUUGUUACGAACUGUUGACUUAAAGCAACCAAACAGUUGGCAAACCCGAAUAGAAAACAAAAGAAUACAUAUUUAACACUUCCUCUAUAUGUGAUACAACACUUUUUCUAGAAAAGCUUUCGUUUUAUCUUAUAAAACUAAAUAGAAUUAACCACUCUCCACACAAUCUAAACGAACACUACUCAAAUGGGCUGGCAGCAGCAGGACGUGCUCUUGUUUAGGGAUAGUCCAGUCCAGUAAGCACCCCGAACUCACGAAUGUCCUUACAACUUGUCACUCCAUUUAGCUACAGCAAUUAUGGACAAAAUCGGAGCUUGUAACAAAUUGUUAAAUGAUGAUAAUAAUUGCAUUGAAUUUAAUUUGAUCUGUGCGUAGAGCAUCUGUGAUGAAUAAUAACGUUAGAAGAGAGAGAGGAGAAGAAGAAUGGAGAGCCCGAGACAGCACACAAAACUGAUCAACAAUAUUACUAAUCAAAUGUAUGGUGUUUUAUUCCUCAUAUAUAACAUUCGCAGACUAAAAGCAAACAAAUGAAAUCAAAACAAACUAUUUAAUUAUGUAGAUUUGCAGUCCGCAACAACUAAAUGUUAAAUGUUGAACUACAGUUAUAUUUAAAUGUAAACUAGAUACUGAGACUAACAAAACAACAAAAGGAGUAUAUAUUUUGGCAUACCAAAUUUUUAACAUUAAGUGAACGAAUGUGAGAAUUCGAAUUGCGAAAUAUUUUUUUUAUUUUCACUACACUUCGGACAGCACGAAAUCCAACCCAAGAAAUAGAGAUACACUGAAAGUUCGCUAUCGCAAUAAAUCAAAACACAGCAACUCAGCAACAGAAACAAUAUGCAAACCUAUAAGAAUAUAAUAUAUAUAUUUAUUAAUGUUAAAGUAACGUACAUUUUUGCUCUAUUUGUUUAAAAUAGCCAACCAGCAGCAACAGUUAAAUUAAAUGUAGCUUAAAAUCCAAAUGCUCAAUAAUCCUUUUAGCUUGAAAGUCAAAUAGCCAACAGUGAAAAUGUUAUACAAAUCAUUAAAUGCAUAAAAAACCAA